Prunus dulcis (almond) is the source of this 1951-nucleotide messenger RNA. RefSeq names its product glycosyltransferase BC10-like. Bases 253 to 1410 code for a protein of 385 amino acids. The transcript is spliced from 11 exons. Gene Ontology annotation, molecular function: glycosyltransferase activity. Gene Ontology annotation, cellular component: membrane. The record is from RefSeq and is a predicted model, not a curated record. Lineage: Eukaryota; Viridiplantae; Streptophyta; Magnoliopsida; Rosales; Rosaceae.
ACAACAGAAGAGAGCCCACGAAAACGGAAACAAACGACGACCAAGUUUGUCUUUCUCUAGAGUCCCUGCCUAGUCUGUCAGUCCACCCUCUCUUUCUCUCCGACCUCCACAAAAGAAAGAAACCUCCAAGUUCUCACAGUCCUCUCUCUCUCUCUCUCUCUCUCUCUCUCUCUCUCUCUCUCUCUCUCUCUCCUCCCGUUUCAAAUGCUCCUCCUUCUUCCUCCUUCAAAAUCUAACCUUCAAUGAAAGAAGAUGAUGAUGACGAAGAAGUCACCACCAAUCCCGGCGCGCCACGUACUCAGGUUCAGCUGGAAGCUGGUGGUCAUCCUCUCGAUCACUCUCUGCGUCUUAGCCUUCUUCAAGCUUCACUCGCAACCUGACCUCUACUCCUCUCCUUCUUCAUUAUCUAUCGCAAGAUCUCGAGUUUCUCGCCAUGGCAACAACUUUAGCGGCCCUCCCAAGAUUGCCUUCCUUUUUCUCGCCCGCCGUAGCCUCCCCCUCGAUUUUCUCUGGGGCAGCUUCUUCGAGAAUGCUGACAUGCCGAAUUUUUCGAUUUAUAUUCACUCGGCGCCUGGUUUUUCUUUCGACGAGUCGACGACGAGAUCACAUUUCUUUUACGGCCGCCAAUUGACGAAUAGCAUUCAGGUGGGUUGGGGAGAAUCAAGUAUGAUUGAAGCAGAGAGGUUGUUGUUCACAACAGCUCUUGAGGAUCCAGCGAAUCAACGAUUUGUACUCCUCUCUGACAGUUGUGUUCCUUUGUACAACUUCAGCUACAUAUACAACUAUUUGAUGGCUUCUCCAAGGAGCUUUGUGGACAGCUUUCUUGAUGUAAAGGAGGGCCGCUACAACCCGAAAAUGUCACCUAACAUACCAAAACAAAAAUGGAGAAAAGGAUCCCAGUGGAUUGCUUUGGUUCGAAGCCAUGCUGAAGUCCUUGUGGAUGAUGAAGUUGUACUACCAGCUUUCAGGAAAUUUUGCAAGCGUCGCCCACCUCUGGAUGCCAGAAAGGGGAAGCUGAACAUUAAACUUCAGAAGCAACACAACUGUAUCCCAGAUGAACACUAUGUGCAGACACUGCUUACGAUGAGUGAGCGUGAAGACGAACUUGAGCGAAGGACAUUAACCUAUACACUGUGGAACAGCUCUGCAACUAAAACAGAGAGUAAAGGCUGGCAUCCUAUGACUUUCACCCACGCGAAUGCAGCCCCUCACAAAAUAAAGGAAAUAAAGGAGAUCAACCAUGUAUACUAUGAGACAGAAUACCGGACAGAGUGGUGUCGUGUAAAUUCGACAUAUGUUCCCUGUUUUUUAUUCGCAAGGAAAUUCUCCCAGGGGGCUGCCAUGCGCCUUCUUAGCGAGGGAGUGGUUGGUCAAUUUGAUACCUCUUCAUUAUUAGAUCCACCACCAUGAUCCUAUACUUGAGAGUUCUUGCCGCUGCUCACUAACUGUUAGCCGACGCUGAAACUAUAAUUUGAGCAAGUAAGAAGCCCACCAGAGGUUUACAGAUAUAUUAUACUCACACUCACACGAUAGAUUUUGAUACUAAAGACACUAUAAAGGUUGUAGAGAUGCAGCUGUUCAACAUGUUUCAAAGAUGAUGAGUCGUCAGUUAUCACAGAGAAGAUAGGAAAUAUCCAAUAGUAUAUGCUUGUUCCAGUCAGACUUGUUGCGUUCUAUAUAAUGUUGAAAUUGGAACGUCAUCAUCUGGUCUUCUCACGACGGAGCUCAAGACGCAUAUAACAAUUAAAAUAUUCUCUUUGUACCCUCCAGGCGAGUUGAAUAACUUGUAACUUCAGACAUUUUUGGUCUGCUUGAAAAGAUUGCAUCAUUUACUUGGGCCCGUUUUAAGAUUAUCUUUGUAUUUUUCGUUUGUCGUUGUCUUCUUACAAUUUCGAAACAUCUGUGCAAAAUUUGACCCCCUUGCGCCACUGCCUAAGCUGAAAGUGGCUCA